Molecule: messenger RNA, 438 nt
Organism: Bombus huntii
Lineage: Eukaryota; Metazoa; Arthropoda; Insecta; Hymenoptera; Apidae
Exons: 3
Coding region: 1-438 (145 amino acids)
Biological process (GO): sensory perception of smell
Cellular component (GO): membrane
Molecular function (GO): odorant binding; olfactory receptor activity
Source: RefSeq, a predicted model, not a curated record
AUGCUAAUACAACGAGACUUGGACAUAUCAAUGGUCCUGUCAACGUUUUUCUUGAGGAAUAUCGGUAUAUGGGAUAUUCUUUACGUCACUACCAACAUAUUAACCGUGACAAUGGGUUUAAUCAAGAUAUGUAUCAUAAUGAAGCAUAAAAAGGAAUUUAUAAAACUGAUCGUGUACGUUCAACAACGUUUUUGGAAUGUUAAGUACGAUUUUCGCGAGAAAGAAAUUUUGAAUGAUUGCAAGAAAACUUGCACCUUCUUCGUCUGUUCUGUCACCAUCAUGGGUACAUUUGCUAUACUAGCUUAUCUAACAACACCGCUUAUCGGAAAUAUUGGGAAAAAUAAAUCCGAAAGAGCAUUUCCUUUCAACAUGUGGCUGAAUUUGCCAGUAUCUAUGUCGCCUUACUACGAAGUGAUAUUUACUCUACAGGUAUUUUAG